ACAUUUUGGCGAUACUGACACAUGUUUGGCUAUAUACAUAUACAUACAUUUGUCGUAGAUUUAAAUUAGAGAAGGUUGGAUUGAUUUCUGUUUUUGUUACUACUGUUUAUGUAUUUAUUACUUUUUAAACAAAACAUGAUCGCGGCUUUAAAGUUACAAGUGUGUGAAUUUUAAUGGUAGUGUUUGAUUAAUGUUGUAUAGACUACGAAAUUCGGAAGAAGUGAUUUUUAUUAUUAAAAUAAUGUCAGUGCUCUUUUUGUGUAGUUAAAUUUCUAAAUAAACUCAACCAGCUUAAACUGAAAUUAAUCGAUGCCAACGUAUUACUGCCAUCAAAAUGAGUGAAAAAAAUAAACCAAGUUUAAAGCCAUCUGGAAUCAAGCCGCCAAGUAAAAGUAUAGUUCAAAAGACAGGUUUAGAGAAAUCUGUGACUGCAACUAAAGUAUCGCAAGGUAAUGUGGUGCCUUCAUCACUGAAAGAGCCUUCUAAAUCAGAACCGGGUACAGAUUCUGGUUCUUCUGGAGAUCAAUUGAUGCCACAUGGGAAACUUACACCGAAUAUAGACAAAUCGCCAUCCGCGGAGGAAUAUCGUGGCCCACUUGCAGACGUUGCGGAAGAGUCUUUCGGUGAAGCAGAAACAGAAUUGUUUAAACAUCCAAAACCGCCGUCUGGCAUUCAAAGAAAAAUGUCUAUUAAUAGUUGCGAUACUGAUGGAUCCAGGCCUAGCACAGACCAGUCACUUGUCCUGACACGUGAUACCGAUAGCUUCAUGAUUGGGCAACGUGUGUGGGUGGGUGGUAAACGUGCAGGACAAAUCGCCUACAUCGGAGAAACGCAGUUUGCACCAGGGGACUGGGCCGGUAUUGUUUUAGAUGAAGCCAACGGUAAAAAUGAUGGCUGUGUGUCUGGAGUAAGGUAUUUUCAAUGUCCGCCCCGACGAGGCGUGUUUGCACGUUUGACGAGGUUGACACAUUCUCCAUUACCUGAUAAUGAGCACACAACUCGACGAAUUCACGAAGACGAAACAAAUAUUAGUAUGACAUCCCAUGCUCAAAGCAUGUCAUUCAAUAUGUCUAGUAGCAAGCGUGCUUCUCCUGCGCCUAGUGUGACUAGUUUAGCUAGUAGAUCGCCUUCCAAAACUCCGCAAAUUGGUGAACGAGUAAUUGUACAAAGUACUACUGGCAGCAAAGUCGGCAUUUUAAGAUUUUACGGAGAAACCAAAUUUGCGAAUGGAAUAUGGUGUGGAGUGGAGUUAGAUGAAGCAUUAGGAAAAAAUGAUGGAAGUGUUGAAGGCCAUAGAUAUUUUGUUUGUCCGCCUAAACAUGGAUUGUUUGCGCCCACUUCCAAGGUGACACUCAGCCCUUCGGCUCGAAAAGCAACUCGAGCCAAUUCUCGAGAAAGUCUUUUAUCAUCGGCAUCUAGAAUGACAUCGCCGGGUUCCAGUCGUCCUAUGCUUCCUCGACAGAGCUUACAGGAUUUGUUGAAAGAAAAGCAACAUCAUUUGGAACAAUUGCUUAAAGAGAGAGAAGACGAAAGAACUCAAGCUGAUCAAGCAAUGCUUCUUGCUUCUCAGGCUAGGAAAGAAAACGAAAGGUUAAAACAAAAUUUGUUGAUGCUGCAAGAGGAGAACUUUCGACUUAAAAACCAGGUAGAAGAUGAAGCACAAAAAGCUGAAGAUCUGCAAUUUAAUGUCCUAGAACAAACUAUCUAUAAAGAAGAUUUGUCGACAAUAAAUGAUGAGCACAUAGCAAUGAACAAGAGUAAUUCGGACAAAAUUGUUGAGCUGGAGCAAAUGUUGAGUGAACGCGAUGCGCUCAUUAAGAGUCUUCGCACAGAAGCUUUAAACACAUCGAAAGUUCUUAGUCCUGGUGGCGGCAAUGAAGCUGAAAUAAUUACUACGUUUAAGCGGCAAUUGGAGCAGGCUCAAGAGUUGCUGCAAGUAUUAGAAGCGGACAAAAGGGAAAUGUUGAAUAACAUUGAAAAUGAAGCAUUACAGCGGGAUAAGGAAGUGGAGACGAUGAAAGCUGAACACAAACGAGAGACUGAGCUACUUAAAUCCAAAUUAGCAGAUGCAGUGCAAAGGCUUGAAACACUUUCUAAAUCCCAUGAAAUUCUUAGUCAAGGCGACACAGGCCUCAGAUUAGAUAUAAGUAAAAAGCAAGCAGAUCUCGAUGCUCAAAAACAAAACUUUGACAAGCAAGCUGAAGAAAUAAAUAUCCUGAAAACAAGAAUUCAGAAUAUGGAAGCAGAAUUGAAUAUGAAAAAUCUUGAAAUAACAGAAAAAGUUACGCAAGCCAAAUCUGCAGAAGAAACUCUUCAAAACCAACUGGAAGUGUUGAGUAAUAGAGCACAGCACUUAGAAAAAACUAUAGAUGACAAAGCUAUCGAAAUUGAGAACUUAAAAAAACUAAAGGUUGAUAACGAAGAUCAAAUAAAAUAUUUAAAUAAGUUGGUUGAAGAUACGAAAUCGGAAUUGGUUAAUCGCGAUAGCGCAAUGGAAUCACAAUACAUAAAUAUGAAAUCAAUUGAACAUAGCUUGAAAGAAGAGUUGGAUAAUAAAGUCGCAGAAUUUUCGCUAUUGCAGCGAAAUUAUGAAAGCGAAAUAAAUAGUUUGAAAAUAAACUAUAAAAACUUGGAGAACGAAAAGCAACAAUCACUGGAUACAUUACAGCUCAAAUUGGAUGCAGAGCUUACAUCUUUUAAGAUUAAAACAGAUGCAUUGGAAAAAGCACUAGAGAGUUUGGAAGAAAACUUGCGAAUUAAAACUUUAGAAUGUUCACAGCUUACUGAAAAUUUAUCAAAGAAAUCAUCUGAAUUUGAUAGCCUAAAAGAAAACUUACAGAAAAACAUUCAAAAUUUGGAAAGUAAAAUAAAAAAUCUGAACGAUUCUCUGACCGCAUCUGAAAAAGUAGCAAAUGAAAAAUCAGCCUUAGAACUAGAACGUGGAGAUUUGUUAAGGAAAUUAGAAGUCUUGCAGGAAAAAGUAAAUGAUUUAAAUAAUGCAAAAUCGAAACUCGAAAACGAUGUGGAAGAAUUACGUAGCAAUACUUAUGAUUCCAAUUCAGAAAUGGUAAAGAUGGCUGCAGAAUUAAAAAACAAGGAUCAGGAAUUGGAAACAACCAAACAGACAUUAAAUGAAAAUAAAAUCAACUUCGAAUCCACCAAACACCAAUUAAUGCAAGAAUUAAGUCUGCAGUCUGAUGAAUGGAAGAAAAAAAUCAUGCUAUUGGAAGAAAAGCUCAAGGCUUCAGAACAAGUGAAGUUAGAACUUUCUCAAGUUUUAGAAAAUGAAAAAGCAGAUUUUAUAAAACAGAAAACGGAUUUAGAAGGAAAGUUUAAUGAAUUACAGAAACAAAAAACAGAAGUAGAAACCAUGCAAAAAACUACUAUAGAAAGAACUGCAAAAGAAAUUAAUGAUUUGUCAAAUAACAUUAGUGUUUUACAGGAAGAAAAAAGUAAACUUGAGAUGGAAGCAAAAUCUAAGCAAGAUGAGCUGAUUUCGCAAAAUAUUGAAUUUGUACAGAAAUUGGAAGAAUUACAGAAGCAAAAAUUGGAAAUUGAUACUAUGAAUAAUGCUACAAAGGAGAGUACUGAGAAACAUAUCAGAACAAUGCAACAAGAAAAAACAAAACUUGAGGAGGAUUUAAAACAAAGUCAGUGUGAGCUAAAUUCACUACGAGUUGAAUUUGAACAAAAAAUAGAUGAACUACAGAAGCAUAAAACAGAGUCAGAAGUAAUUCAGAAUGCUACAAAGGAAAACAAUGAAAAGUAUGUUAGUGAGUUAACAAGCAACAUCAACGUGCUGAAUGAGGAGAAAAUGGAACUUGAAAAAGUUUUAAAGCAAAAAGAAGAUGAGUUGAAGUUGAAAUACGACCAUAUUUCUAAAUUAGAAGAAAAUUUACAAAGCAACAAAAAUACCAUUCAGGGUUUGGAAAAUCAAAACAGAAGUCUUGAGCAACUACACAAUGUAGAUGAAGAACAAAAAUCUAAAUUACAUAAAGAGGUAGAAACAUCAAUAAUGGAAAUUAAUGAAUUGAAAAAACUAUUAGAAUCAUUUGGUACAAAUAGUGAAAAAGUAUCUCAGGAAUUAAGGAACCAACUAAAUGAGAAAGAUGUAAUGAUCAAUGAACUUAAGAAAGUUUCUGCCGAAUUAGAAUCGAAGCAUGCUAGUGAAUUAUCCGCUAAAUUGACAGCAAAGCAAUUAGAAUAUGAUAAUAAGUUAAAAGAGUCCCAAGAAGAACAUCAACGAUUUUUGAAUAACUUGAAUAAUAAGAUUCAAGAAAUGAAUAUAAAAAAUGAGAAGUUAAUUCAAAUUAAUGACGAACAAAAUCAAUCAAUAAAGGCAUUACAAACAGAGUUAACUAAUAAUAAUAAUAAAAUAGGUUCCUUGCAGCAGCAUAAUGAUGACUUACAAAAUCAAUUAUCUGAAUUUGCUUUUAUAAAGAAUACUCUGAAAGAAAAAGAAAAAUUAAUACCCGAACUAUAUAAAAGACUAGCAUGUAGUAGUGAAAAAGCAGCUAUGCUAACAGCUGAGAAAGAGUCAUGUUUUACUCCUAAACUGACACUUUUAGAAUUAGAAAUUAGUCAAUUGAGAAGAGAUUCAAAUUUAGAGAAAGAACAAUUGCAAAACAGAAUUGUGGAGCUCACAGGAAAAUUGAAAGCAGCAGAAUCAAAUAAGAACAAACUGCAAAAUGCUGAGAAACAAUUGCAAGAGCUUCUAACAAAAAUAGAAAUCUUGAAAAUGAGCUUUUGGAAUUAAGGAGUCAUAGCAGUAUUGAUCCUGGAGACUCCGUGCCCACGGUCGACAACAAUAACUCCAAAUCCGAAAAUGAGUUAUUUUUGGACAGUCAAGUUCAGUUUUUAAAUUCCAUAAUCGCUGAUAUGCAGCACAGGCAGAGUGAAUUGCAAAGUAAAAUAGAUGUAUUGGAAGGCGGUAAU
This is a messenger RNA of Ctenocephalides felis (cat flea), 4935 nucleotides long. It is a transcript of the gene CLIP-190, whose product is annotated as restin homolog. Gene Ontology annotation, molecular function: microtubule plus-end binding. Gene Ontology annotation, cellular component: nucleus; cytoplasm; microtubule plus-end. Gene Ontology annotation, biological process: cytoplasmic microtubule organization. Lineage: Eukaryota; Metazoa; Arthropoda; Insecta; Siphonaptera; Pulicidae. Bases 335 to 4756 code for a protein of 1473 amino acids. The record is from RefSeq and is a predicted model, not a curated record. The transcript has 21 exons.